Molecule: messenger RNA, 633 nt
Organism: Colletotrichum siamense
Lineage: Eukaryota; Fungi; Ascomycota; Sordariomycetes; Glomerellales; Glomerellaceae
Gene: LOT6
Product: NAD(P)H-dependent FMN reductase LOT6
Exons: 1
Coding region: 1-633 (210 amino acids)
Cellular component (GO): cytosol
Molecular function (GO): FMN binding; oxidoreductase activity
Source: RefSeq, a predicted model, not a curated record
AUGGCCGCCGCCAAGAAAGUCGCUGUCAUCGCUACCAGCACCCGCAAAGUCAGAAUCGGCCCCAAAGUCGCAGAAAUCGUCAAAAACACCAUCAGCCAAGACGCCUCCACCAACAAGAUUGACCUUGCGCUCGUCGAAGUCGCCAAAUUCAACCUACCCGUCUACGAUGAAGUCGCCCUUCCCGCCCAGGUGCCUGCCGUUGCCAAAUUCGAGCAUGCUCACUCCAGCGCGUGGAGCAGUGAGAUCGCCAAGUACGACGGGUACAUCCUCGUCGUCCCAGAGUACAACUACGGCAUGGCCGGUGGUACGAAAAACGCCAUCGACUACCUGUACAACGAGUGGAUCGGCAAGCCGGCAGCUGUGGUAAGCUACGGCAUCGCGGGCGGCAACCGGGCGUCGGAGCAGGUCAAGGGCACGUUGGAGGGCAUGAAACUCCGUGUUGCGGCGACCCGCCCGGCGCUGUCAUUUGCGGGCGGCGCCGGCCCAGAUCUAGUGGCAGCCAUUAAAGGCGAGGUUGGAGAAGACUCGCGCAAGGAUUGGGAGGCCAAGUUGGAGGAUAUCCUCAAGGCAUUUGGGGAGCUGAAGCAGCUCUUGAGCGAGCCUCCAGCGCCUAAAGCCCCGCUUGCUAUUUGA